Oryzias melastigma (Indian medaka) is the source of this 8216-nucleotide messenger RNA. RefSeq lists its product as uncharacterized. Lineage: Eukaryota; Metazoa; Chordata; Actinopteri; Beloniformes; Adrianichthyidae. Gene Ontology annotation, cellular component: SCAR complex; cytoskeleton. Gene Ontology annotation, molecular function: actin binding; Arp2/3 complex binding; protein kinase A regulatory subunit binding. The record is from RefSeq and is a predicted model, not a curated record. Gene Ontology annotation, biological process: positive regulation of Arp2/3 complex-mediated actin nucleation; actin cytoskeleton organization.
UUGAAAUUUUGAAUACAUGUAUAAGUGAUUUAUUCAUUUUUAGCAUAUCAUUCCUUUUUUUUAUUAAGCCGCCUACCAUAAUGUUUUAUUUUGAAAUGCCACCGGAAGUGGUGUGGAUACUGCCUGCAGCUUGACGCUCAUCGGGUCGACAGACGCUGCCUUGGAAACGACAUAAAUCCAGUCAAUGCAGCUGGGUUGCAAAGAGGGACCUACAUUUCCUCACUUCAAAGGCUUCCGCCCCUCUGCUCCUCUUCCUCCUCUUCCUCCUCUUCCUCUCCUUCCAUCCGUCUCUCCAUCCACGAGCAUGGAUGCUGUGAUAUGAAACGCGCCGGAGGAGCGGGGGGAACGUCGACUAAACGCCGAGUGAACCGAGGAGGUGACGGGGACGACGUCACGGUCAGAGGUAGAGGAGGAUGCCGCUGGUGAAGAGGAACAUCGAACCCCGGCACUUGUGCCGCGGGGCGCUGCCGGACGGGGUGACCAGUGAGCUGGAGUGCGUCACCAACAGCACGCUGGCAGCCAUCAUCAAACAGCUGGGGAGUCUAAGUCGCCAUGCAGAGGACAUCUUCGGAGAGCUGUUCAACGAAGCCAACAGCUUCUACCUGAGGAUGAGCAGCCUGCAGGAGAGGGUGGACCAGCUGGCUGUGAAGGUCACCCAGCUCGACUCCACCGUGGAGGAAGUCUCCCUACAGGACAUCAACAUGAGGAAGGCUUUCAAAAGCAGCACGAUCCAGGACCAGCAGGUUGUGUCCAGGACCUCAGUGCCCAACCCUGUGGUAGAGAUGUACCAUCGCUGUGACAAGCCUCCACCACUGAACAUACUCACCCCGUACAGGGACGACAAGAAGGAUGCUCUGAAGUUCUACACCGACCCAUCCUACUUCUUCAACCUGUGGAAGGAGAAAAUGCUGCAGGCGACGGAGGACAAGCGCAAGGAGAAGAGGCGGCAGAAGGGCUGUCCGGCCCACCCUGACAGGCCCCACUCCAGACAGGCCCCACCCAGGAGCCCCCUGUCCAUCUCUGAGCAGCAGAGGCAGGUCGAAGAUCCAAGCAGAGAAGUCAAGAAGGUGCGUAAGGCUCGCAACCGCCGUCAGGAGUGGAACGUCCUGGCCUACGACAAAGAGUUCCGACCUGACGCCAGGCUCACCCCCUCUCCUUAUCACGGCAUGUCGUCUGAAGGCUCCCUGUCUCCUGACAGCAGAUCAAUGGCAUCUGACUCCUACCCUGCCAGCCCCAACCACCCCUCCACCCAGGCCCAGAGCGCCCCCCACCCCACUGACCAUCACGCCAGAGACCACCUCAGCGCUCCGGCCCAGACCCAGUCCCUGGACCGCGGCCUCAGGCCAGCGAACCAGCCCCCAGGAGCCGGCGGAGCCGUGCCGGGUCGACACGUGGCCUCUUUGGGAAGGACCCCGUCAGGACACGCCGCCCCGGCCGGAGGGGAUGCUAUGGUUAACGGACCCCGGCAGCAGUCGGUGAAGGACUACCGGGCUGGACACGGCGGACGCCGCUCCCUCCACCAGGAAGUCCACCAUGUUGGGGAUGAUCCCCAUGAGCGACGCCCGCUCCGACCUGCUGGCCGCCAUACGUAGAGGUAUCCAGCUGAGGAAGGUGCAGGAGCAGAGGGAACAGGAGGCAAAGCGAGAGCCUGUUGGCAACGACGUGGCCACCAUCCUGUCACGGCGUAUCGCUGUGGAGUACAGCGAGUCAGACGACGACUCCGAGCUCGACGAGAACGAGUGGUCUGACUAGAACACCCACACAAAAACAAAAAAUAGAGGUGGAGAUGAGGAGCUUGUUGUGUGGAGCUACCUACGAGUUGUGUUGGGAAGAAAUGGAGCUAGACAUGAAGGGACGUGGUUACUUUUCAACAUAUUACUCAGUCACAGUCAUGCACAUUGCCUGUCGUAUUCACUCGGAACAAAACGUGGAUCAUUUCAGCUCACACGGCUGCCCCUGAAAACGCCAGUUCUUAGAAGCCCCAGAGGUUGAUGUGAGGACCCUUUCCAGGGUGCACAGCACAGUGGAACACCUGAGUCCCUCCUGCCCCCGUCUGCUCAUUUCAACCACAAGCAGUGAGCUGUGAAACACAAACCAGUCAGCGUUCCUCCGCCCACACAUUUGAGUGGUAAUUACAAGCAAUGUUGCAGGCUUUCAUGCUGGAAGUAGGCAAUCCCCUGAUGAGACGAAGGGGUAAUGUGUUUACACAACACACGACGAAGCACAGGAAGGACUUUUAUUAGUGCAAUCUUGAACUUAUCUGCCAAAUGUUGAUAACAUACGUGAGACCACUACUCAGGAUGAUCAGGGAGAGUAAAAGUCUCUAAAGGAUUGCUGUGAUUUCAGAGCUGAGUUUGCACGCUCUGCAUUCAACACCCCCACAUAUUAGGAGUUUGGCCUUUUACCUUGAGAAAUAUAAAAGAAGAUCUGCUUUUGCAGGGGAAUCUCUGCCAUACAAGAUAAAGAAUGAACGAAAAGAAAGUUUACGUUUCAUAAAUAGAAUAUAAAAUCCCAAGAAUAAUCUUGAAGAUGACGUGCCAUCGAAUGAACUGGUUACAUGGCAGGAAGGAAUUUGCAACCCAGAUUAGUGCAUUUAAAUAGAAAGUUUGAUUUAUGUAAGACAUUAUUUCAGUUCUUAAAGAUCUGUGGAAUAAAAUUAAAGAAAGAAAUGAAAUAAAUUCUUCUGGUUUAUAAAAUAAAAAAAGUACCUAGAAGCCUUUCAAUUUUAAUUUAUUAAAGCUGUUUUACUGAAUUUUCCAGAUUAUAAGUCACACCUGAGUAUUAGUCCCACCUGAGUACAAGUUACAGCCAAGUACAAGUCGCAGCCAAGUGCAAGUUGCGCCAGAGUACAAAUUGCGCCCGAGUUCAAGUCGCACUCGAGCACAAGUCGCACCGGUGUAGAAGUCAAACCUAAGUAAAAGUCGCACCGGAGUACAAGUUGCACUCGAGGGCAAGUCACAGCCUAAUAGAAGUUGCAUUUGAGGACAAGUCGCGCUCGAGUAAUAAGUCACACUCGAGUAUAAGUCUCAUUCAAGUAAAAUAGGAAUAGAAAUAGUAUAGAAGAUAUAGUAUAGAAUAGUAAUAGAAGCCAAAUCAAGUUGCACUUAAGUGAAAGUUGUACCAGACUAUAAGUCGCACCGGUGUAGAAGUCAAACCUGAGUAAAACUCGCACCGGAGUACAAGUCAGAUCCUAGUACAAGUCUCACCCGAGUACCAGUCACAACCGAGUACAAGUCGCUCUCGAGUAUAAGUUACACCCGAGUAUAAGUCGCGCUCGAGUAGAAGUCGCACUGGUGUGGAAGUCAAAAUAGACUAUAAGUCGCAGUGGAGUACAAGUUGGACUCGAGUAUAAGUUGCACUUGAGUAUAAGUUACACCCGAGUACAAGUCGCACCAGAGUACAAGUUGCGCUCGAGUGCAAGUCACAGCCGAAUAGAAGUUGCACCCGAGUACAAGUCGCGCUCGAGUACAAGUCGUGUCCGAAUAGAAGUUGCACCCGAGUACAAGUGGCGCUUGAGUAUAAGUCGCACUCGAGUAUAAGUCUCACUCAAGUAAAAGUCACACCGGAGUAGAAGCCAAAUCAAGUUGCACUUAAGUAAAAGUUGUGCCAGACUACAAGUCGCACCGGUGUGGAAGUCAAAAAAGAGUGUAAGUCGCUCCGGAGUAUAAGUCAAACCCGAGUAAAAAUCGCAGUCGAGUACAAGUCACACCAAAAUAUAAGUUGCACCUGAUUAUAAGUCACAGUCGAGUAUAAGUCUCACCGGAGUAGAAGCCAAAUCCGAGUAUAAGUCACACUUUUUAGAGAAAGGUGCAACGCUUCUGAACAAAUCCGACAAACCUGGCAUAAUCCAUCGCGACUCACACGUCAAAUUCACACCCGCUGCCUCUUUUUUGACGCAGGUCAAGUUCAAUGCUCAAUGCUUGUCUAAAUAACUGUUCAUAGACUAGAGUCUCCCGUCACGUGUGGGAGAAGCUACUGUGAAGUGUUUAGCCUCAUCGCUACAUGGAAAUAUUGACUGUAUAUUGACUAUAUAUCUCGAAAGACAAUGUCGAGAAAUCCAAGUUUAUUUAUUUUUGAAGAAUUCUACAAAAGCAUCAGUAAUCACACCUCCAUGUCUGGGUUCACAAGGUCAUUCAGUCUUUUUUAAUGUGAUCUUGACCAACUGGAGGAUCUGUCAAUAUUUUUUUAAAACCAGAUCUAAGUCGCUCCUGAGUAAGUCGCAUCCCGGGCCAAACUAUGCAAGAAACUGUAACUUAUACUCCGAAAAAUACGGUAAUUUAACAGCAGAAAACAAGUAAUGAAACAAGUACAGAAAGAAAUUCCAAAGCCAAACUCCUAAAAUGUGGUGCGGCCCUUGGAAAAUGAUUGUCACAUCCGUGUAAUUCUCCAAUUUAGUGAACUUCAAUCCAAAACUGCACCUCCCAGAAUUCAUGCUGCCUGGUAAACCAUCAGGGGCCGCCAUCUUUGUCAUCCUGAAUUCAUAUCAUCACGCAGUCGAGCAAGCCGAUACGCCUAUGCCAUUGUUUUGCCUAUUUUUCUUUGUUAAAUUCUUGAUCCUCAACAUAACCCCUAACAUUUCAGUGGCUUUGUGCUGUGCUCUUCUUCUGUGAAUGCUUUUACACACGAGCCGACCCCUUCACGCGGGUCAGCACUCGGUGAACUAUACAUAAUUAAGUGGUAAUAUACGGUAUAUUGUUUCUAAUCACUCUUUGGUAUAGGUUUGCCUAAUCCUAAGUAUGAGCUGAUUGGACUGUAGUGGUUUUUUAAUGUCCUUUUAUUUGAUUUUUCUUUAAUGUGCUGCAGUGCUUUUAUUUUGGAUUAUUUCUAAGGAAGUGCCAGAUAAAUCUGGGUCAGGGAAUGGGAAAAGAUAAAGCCAGCUAGAUAGAGGUAUAAAGCAAUUUAACCCAAUGUUAAAUACAUCAUCAGCAAAACCAAAAAAAUAAAUAAAUAAAAGGAGUUUGGGGUUUUUGGGGGGGGAGGGGUUCUGAAGACUUAUCAUUUGUGAAGGUUUAUAGGACGGAUUUUCUCAAUUUUUGCCACAACUUCCUGCAAAUGGGAACAGACAGUCUCAUGUGUUUGGUAGCGCUGUUGCAAACAUCCACCGAUGUCGUGUUUACUUGAGCAAAAUGUGCGCUUUAACAGUUUGUGUCGCUGUGGGAAUCCAGUUACUCUGUUCUAUAUAUACGGUAACCUUAUUGCAUACCUGCUGAAGCACCCUGUAUACAGUCAUUUCUCAGCUAUUUGCUCAGAUUUAUUUUUUCAUUUUCUUUUUUUUUUAAGUGAAUAUUACAGCUUAUUUACUAAAUUGAACAAAAAAAAUGUGUUCUGCUAAUAAUUCCAGUGUUUAUUUUGAGGUUUGGACGAGCGAUGAUGAGCCUUUAUGGUGACCUUUCUGUGAGACCUGAUGCUUUAAAAUGAAAAAUCGGACUUAAGGAAAAAAAAAGAAGACUCUUUGUUGCGGCCACUCUUUGUUGCCCCACAAAGUCAGAUGACUUCACUGUGUUAACCCUCUAACACCUGAGGCGUCGCCAGUUAUGCUUAAUCACUAAAUUUUUAACACACUAUAACUUUUCAACUCUUAACACCAUCAGCGUAAUUCCAGCAGGUUUUGAAGGAGAAAAGUGGCACUCGGUAUGAGUUGCAGCCGAGUACAAGUUGCACCCGGGUACAAGUCGGACCUGAGUACAAGUCACGCCGGAGUAGAAGUCAUGCUGAAGUAUGGGUCGCGUUAAUGUACAAGUUGCAUCGUUUUACAAGUCGCACCGGUGUACAAGUCGCACUCGAUUACAAGUCGCAGCUGGUUGUCACACCAAAGUAUAAGUUGCACCCAAGUACAAGUGGCGGUGGAGUCCAAGUUGCUCAAGUGUACAAGUCGUACCUGAGUAAAAGUCGUACUCGAUUGCAAGUUGCACUUGAUUACAAGUUGCUCGCGGGUACAAGUUGGACGACCAGAUACAAGUUCGACCUGGGUACAAGUCGCACCUGAGUAAAAGUCGUACUCGAUUGCAAGUUGCACUCGAUUACAAGUUGCUCGCGGGUACAAGUUGGACACCCAGAUACAAGUUGGACCUGGGUACAAGUCGCACCUGAGUACAAGUCGCACCUGAGUACAAGUUCUGCCGGAGUACAAGUCAAACCCGGAGUACAAGUCACACCCUAGUACAAGUUUCACCAGUGUACAUGUCGUGCCCGAAUAAAAGACGUACUUGAUUACAGGUUGCACUUGAUUACAAGUCGCACUCAAAUUCAAGUUGCACCUGGGUACAAUUCACACCCGGGUACAAAUUGCACCCAGGUACAAGUCGCACUCGAGUUCAAGUCGCAACUCAAGCAAAUGUCACACGAGCCGCUUUUUUCCUUCAGAAUCUUCUGGAAUUACGUUGAUUGUUUCAUCGGUUGAAAAGUUACUGUAAAUCAAAGAACGUAGACACUGGAGCUGUGGUGUUAAAGGGUUAAGUUAUUACAGGUACUUGUGGGUAGGGCUUUACAGCAGCCCUUUCAUUGAUGUAUAUAAACAUGUGAAUCUUAUGGCUGACUCUAGUCCUGCACUGUAGGAAAAAAAAACACACUGAAAACCAGCCGGUUGGUACGACUUUUUUGACUCCCCUGUACUCUCCUGACUGUGGAAUUGUGCCAACAAAUUAUCAAACAGCACAUCUGAACGGCUCAUGUAGAUUUGCUUACCCAGUUUCUUCAUGAACAAUAUAAAAAAAUAAAAAACACGCAUAUGUCUACAGGAGUUGAUCUGAGACAAUUUCUAAAAUGUGACCCAGGUCUGGUUGUUCUGGUUGUUCUAUGGUUGUGUUGUGCAGAAGCCAUAGGUGCACACAUUUCAGAUUUCGUUCUUUAUUUAUUUUUUGGUUUCGCUCCAAGCAUCUCGAUCUUAUGGUGAUUUGCACGUUAAACAACGCACCAAACGGGCAAGUGUUCACACUGGACUGUCGCUACCACGAUGCUAGUGUAUGUACUCACAGUUGGAAGAGGUUUGGUGCAAAAUGUCAAAGCGAUGCAAAUCUGGUGUAUCUAUUCUGCUAUAUGGUAUAUGACAUAGUUUCAUAUAAUUCCAGUUAUCAGUUGAAAAAGACGCUACCUAAGCUACUACCAAAUCCAAGUCUCUGAUUGGUCAAAGUUCAACUGGUUUAGCUUUCAGCGCUCGGAUUUCAAUGGUAACCAAACACUAAAUAAACUUUCUUUUGGGCAGUUGACCUCUAUAAAUAGGGCUUUAAAAGUUUAAUUCCUGAAAUUAUAUUCUAACCAUCUAUGUGCUGCCCCCUACAGGUUGAAACAAGGUAUUACAGUUGAAUUUUGUGAUUGGUCGACUGGUGUAAGUCCCACAUCAUUUCAGAAGUUUCACAUCAUCAUGCUGAAGCUCCUGUAUAAAAGCCCCGCCCAUCUUUGCGUAUGUAAGGGUGGGUCGUUGGCGUGUUAGCUUUAGCAUGACUCGUCAAUCUAUUGGCUUGCACAAGUUUGGACUUGGAAGUUAGGCAACAAUGAUUACUGCAAUUGGCAUUAAAUCCAGAAAACUCCAUCCUGGUGAUGGAUUUGCGAUGAACGUUUCACUCGGGAUUGUUAGCUUAAUAUGUUGGCCUUUGUUAGCUUAUGAUGCUAGCGUCUGGACGUUUAGCGCCUGCCUCGGGAGAAGGUAGAGGAAAAAAAUCAUCAACUUUCACUGUUGAGAUACUGGCAUCACUUUUCUCGUUAUCACUCUCCAUAUUGAAGUCGCAGAGUGACCACGGUACCUCAAGCUAACCUCAUUGUCACUGUCAACCACACCUCCCCCGCUCAGCCCACCCCUUUUUAUUUAGCAUUUUUCAAGCGUUGGCCUCAACUAUCCUUUUGUGUUACCCUUUAACAAACACCUGUUUUUUAGCCUGAAAACAGAUUUGCGUAGCUACAUGUGAACGUGGUGAAGUGAAGUGGUCGCUCGAACGCGUUUCCAAACCCAGUGUGGACAUUUCCAAAUUUUAUGUCUGGUUAUAAGACGUCAAGAAGACGAUGUUGUGCACCUAUGGCUUCUAGGAAAAUGUCAUUGUGUGUUGAAGCUGUGAGAAAUGAAUCAUUUUGUAUAGAUUUUGGUAAGACGGCCUGUAAAGUUACAUACAUUUGGUUGAAUAUAAUCUAGAAGAAAAGACAAAAUAUGUGUAUUGCACACUAAAAUCAGCUGUAAGCAAGUAUGCAUGUAACUAUAGACAAUAAAUGGUGAACAAAACAACACA